AACGACCGGCUUGAACGCGCAUGGAUUGCCAACGUUACAUUCCAACCCUAUGAUCAUCGCUGACUCAAUCGCAUUCAUCACUUUGCAAUCACCAGCUCUGACUGAUGAAGCAAUCACUGCCCUAACGGAACAGUUCAAUGAUCUCGCGCACAAUUCGGACAUCCACACAAUCGUCCUCACUUCCGCUCAUCCAAAGUUCUUUUGUACUGGACUGUACUUGGGUAGCAGUGGUUCCGUCGCAACGGGUGCUGCCGUCGAGAAGAGGUUCGCUCAGCUGAAGGGCCUCUUUGACUCUGUCGAUCAGUGCCCCAAAACUACUGUCGCUCUAAUCAAUGGGGCAUGCUUCGGUGGAGGUGUGGGCUUGGCUUUCUCUUGUGAUAUUCGAAUCGCCGUCAAGCAAGCGACCUUCACUCUUAGCGAAGUGAAGCUGGGAUUAGUACCCGCGACGAUCUCCAAGUGCGUAGUACGCGAAUGGGGUCCUGCUCUAUCUAGAGAAGCAAUGAUCACGGCACGACCUGUCCGUGCCGCCGAACUUCAUGAGCGUGGUAUCAUUCAUGCUAUCGUUGAUGACCUUAAAGCUGGACAGCAGGAGGUGAACAAAUACCUCAAUUUUCUUCGUGGCGGCGCACCAAGAGCCCAGAGUCAAGUCAAGGAAUUGGUGCGGACAAUCGCUGAGGAUACUGCAGAGACUUACCAAACAAAGAUAAAGGAGAUCUACAUUGACAUGAUGGGUCCUAGUGAAGAAGCUAAGCUCGGCUUGGACGCUUUCAGGAAAGCAACCAAAGCGAAAGACAAGAAGCCAGUCGAUUGGGUCGCAUUGCUUAGAAAGAAUCGUACGAAGCCAAAGCUCUGAAAUAUAUAUCUGAAGAAAUGUGCACAAGUUCCCC
Messenger RNA from Saitoella complicata NRRL Y-17804, 887 nucleotides. RefSeq names its product ClpP/crotonase. The transcript has 3 exons. The coding region runs from base 50 to 853 and encodes 267 amino acids. The record is from RefSeq and is a predicted model, not a curated record. NCBI's taxonomy places the organism in Eukaryota, Fungi, Ascomycota, Saitoellomycetes, Saitoellales, Saitoellaceae.